Messenger RNA from Acanthosepion pharaonis, 7704 nucleotides. Lineage: Eukaryota; Metazoa; Mollusca; Cephalopoda; Sepiida; Sepiidae. The record is from the annotation of a GenBank genome assembly.
AUGUGUUUUUCUUCUUUGUAUGCGUAUAUGAUUGCACCAAAUCUGUUUUCUUUCAAAACAUAUUUUGCGGUCUUCUUCGUCCCCUUUCGUCAAUCAUCCCGUCUGUCUGUUCGUCGUUUCAUCUCCUUUACGAAUCUAAUAUAUCUUAUUCUUAACCCUUUCAAACCACCACCACCGCCGCCGACGCCGCCGCCACGCCCCCUUACCGCAUCGCCGUGUGCAUGUGAAUCUAUCUAUCUAUCUAUCUAUCUAUCUCGGUCUAUUCUAAUCUAUCUAUCUAUCUAUUUCGGUUCUUUUAUUGUCCUCCUUGUUUCUUAUAUUGUCCUUCUUGUUUCUUUUAUUGUCCACCAUGUUUCUUAUAUUGUCCUUCUUGUUUCUUUUAUUGUCCUCCCUGUUUCUUAUAUUGUCCUUCUUGUUUCUUUUAUUGUCCUCCCUGUUUCUUAUAUUGUCCUUCUUGUUUCUUUUAUUGUCCUCCCUGUUUCUUAUAUUGUCCUUCUUGUUUCUUUUAUUGUCCUUCUUGUUUCUUUUAUUGUCCUUCUUGUUUCUUUUUUCCUGUUUUUUCUUUUUAUUGUUUUAUUGUCCUCCCUGUUUUUUUUGUCCUUUCUUUGUUUUUUAUUGUCCUCCUUUUUGUUUCUUUUUUUUUAUUGUCCCUCCCUGUUUUUUAUAUUGUCCUUCUUGUUUCUUUUUUUUGUCCUCCUGUUUUUUUAUUGUCUUCUUGUUUUUUUUAUUGUCCCCUGUUUUUAUAUUGUCCUUCUUGUUUUUUUUUCUUAUUUGUCCUUCUUGUUUUUUUUAUUGUUUCCCUGUUUAUUUGUCUUCUUGUUUCUUUUUUAUUGUCCACCCUGUUUCUUUAUUGUCCUUCUUGUUUUUUUUUUUUGUUUUUUUUUAUUGUCCUUUUAUUGUCCUUUUUUUUUUAUGUUUCUUUUUUUUUAUUGUCCUUCUUUUUCUUAUAUUGUCUUCUUGUUUUUUUUAUUGUCCACCAUGUUUUUUUAUUGUCCUUCUGUUUUUUAUUGUUCUUCUUGUUUUUUUUAUUGUCCUCCUUAUUCCUUCUUUUUAUUGUCCUUCUUGUUUCUUUCCACCCUUUUCUUAUAUUGUUCUUUCUUUUAUUUUUUGUCCACCUUUUUUUAUUGUCCUUGUUUUCCCUGUUUCUUAUAUUGUCCUUCUUGUUUCUUUUUAUUGUCCACCAUGUUUCUUUUUUUCUUUUUAUUGUUCUUCUUGUUUUUUUUUUAUUUGUCCUCCUCCUGUUUCUUAUUUAUUGUCCUUCUUGUUUUUUUUUAUUGUCCACCUUCCCCCUUGUUUUUUUUUGUCCUUCUUUAUGUCCUUCUUUUUUUUAUUGUCCUUGUUUUCUUUAUUUCUUCUUGUUUUUAUUGUCCUUCUUGUUUUCUUUUAUUGUCCUCCUGUUUUAUAUUGUCCUUCUUGUAUUGUCCUUUUUCUUGUUUCUUUUAUUGUCCACCCUGUUUCUUUUAUUGUCCUUGUUUUUGUUUUUUUUUUUUUAUUGUCCUCCUGUUUCUUCAUAUUGUCUUCUUGUUUCUUUUUUAUUGUCCUCCCUUUUUAUUGUUAUUGUUCUUAUAUUGUCCUUCUUGUUUUUUUUGUCCUUGUCCAUUGUCCUCCUGCCCUUGUUCUUUUUUAUUGUUUUUUGUUUUAUUGUCCACCCUGUUUCUUUUAUUGUCCUCCUUAUAUUGUCCUUCUUGUUUUUUUAUUGUUUCUUUUUUUAUUGUCCACCCUGUUUCUUAUAUUGUCCUUUUGUUUCUUUUUAUUGUCCUUCCUGUUUUUUUAUUGUCCUCCCUGUUUUUUAUUGUUUCUUUUUAUUGUCCUUGUUUCUUAUAUUGUUUUCUUUCCUUUUUUUUAUUGUUUCUUCUUGUUUUUUUAUUGUCCUUGUUUCUUAUAUUGUCUUCUUGUUUCUUUUAUUGUCCACCCUGUUUCUUAUAUUGUCCUUCUUCUUUUAUUUUCCUCCCUGUUUUUUAUUGUUCCACCCACCCUGUUUCUUAUAUUGUUUUCUUUAUAUUGUUUUUCUUUUAUUGUCCACCCUGUUUCUUAUAUUGUCCUUCUUGUUUCUUUUUAUUGUCCACCAUUGUUCUUUUCUUUUUUAUUGUCCCCUCCUGUUUUUUAUUGUCCUUCUUGUUUCUUUUAUUGUCCACCAUGUUUCUUUUUAUUGUUUCUUUUAUUGUCCUCCCUGUUUCUUAUAUUGUCCUUCUUGUUUUUUAUUGUCCAUUGUUUUUUUAUUGUCUUGUUUCUUUUAUUGUCCUUUUAUUGUUUCUUUUUUUUUUAUUGUCCAAAUCUUUUUCUUAUAUUGUCCCUGUUUCUUUUUUAUUGUCCUUAUAUUGUUUUCUUUUUUUUAUUGUCCCUUUCUUAUAUUGUCCUUCUUGUUUUUUAUUUUUUAUUUGUCCUUCCAUUUUAUUGUUUUUUUUAUUGUCCUUCUUGUUUCUUUUAUUGUCCAUGUUUCUUAUAUAUUGUCCUGUUUCUUUUUAUUGUCCUCCCCCAUGUUUCUUUUUGUCCUUCUUGUUUCUUUUAUUGUCCUUUGUUUCUUUUUUUUGUCCUUAUUGUUCUUUUUUAUUUCCCUUCUUGUUUUUUUAUUGUCCUCCCUCUGUUUCUUAUUUGUCCUUCUUGUUUCUUUUAUUGUCCAAUUUCUUUUUAUUGUCCACCAUGUUUCUUUUAUUGUCCUUUCUUGUUUCUUUUUAUUGUCCUUGUUUCUUUUAUUGUCCACCUGUUUUUAUAUUGUUCUUCUUGUUUUCUUUUUUCUUUUUGUCCUUCUUGUUUCUUUUAUUGUCCUCUUCUUGUUUUUUUAUUGUCCAUUGUCCACCCUGUUUCUUAUAUUGUCCUUCUUUUUCUUUUUUUUAUUGUCCACCCUGUUUCUUUUAUUGUCCUUCUUUUUUCUUUUAUUGUCCUUAUAUUGUCCUGUUUCUUUUAUUGUCCUUGUUUUUUUUAUUGUCCUUUGUUUGUCCAACCAUGUUUCUUUUAUUGUUCUUUUUUUAUUGUCCUUUAUUGUCCUUGUUUCCUUUUUUCUUUUGUUGUCCACCCUUGUCCUCUUUUUCUGUUUCUUUUAUUGUCCUUCUUCUUUUUCUUUUAUUGUCCUCCCUUUUGUUUCUUUUAUUGUCCUUCUUGUUUCUUUUUAUUGUCCACCCCCUGUUUUUUAUUGUCCAUUUUUUUUAUUGUUCUUCUUGUUUCUUUUUUCUUUUAUUGUCCCCUCCUGUUUUUAUUUGUCCUUCUUAUUGUCCUUCUUUUUUAUAUUGUCCUUCUUGUUUUUUUUUUAUUGUUCCUUGUUUCCCUGUUUCUUUUAUUGUUCUUCUUUUUAUUGUCCACCAUGUUUCUUAUAUUGUCCUUCUUGUUUUUUUUUAUUGUCCUCCAUGUUUUUUUUAUUGUCCAAUUUUUUAUAUUGUUUCUUUUUUUGUCCACCAUGUUUUUAUAUUGUCCUUCUUGUUUUUAUUGUCCACCCUGUUUCUUUUCUUGUUUCUUUUUAUUGUCCACCCUGUUUCUUUUAUUGUCCACUUGUUUCUUUCCUCCCUGUUUCUUUUUAUUGUCCACCCUUUUCUUAUAUUGUCCCUUGUUUCUUUUAUUGUCCACCCUGUUUCUUAUAUUGUUCUUCUUGUUUCUUUUAUUGUCCUCCUGUUUAUAUUGUCUUUUUGUUUCUUUUAUUGUCCUCCUCUUUUAUAUUGUCCUUCUUGUUUCUUUUUUAUUGUCCUCCCUGUUUCUUUUUUGUCCUGUUUCUUAUUGUUUUUUUAUUGUCCUUCUUGUUUCUUGUCCUUUUUUUCCCUUCUUGUUUAUUUAUUGUCCUCCCUGUUUCUUUAUUGUCCUUCUUGUUUUUUUUUUAUUGUCCUUCUUGUUUCUUUUAUUGUCCUCCUUGUUUUUUUUAUUGUCCUUCUUGUUUCUUUUAUUGUCCUUCUUGUUUUUUUUUUAUUGUCCUUCUUAUAUUGUCCUGUUUUUAUUGUCCACCCUUUUUUAUAUUGUCCUUCUUGUUUUUUUUAUUGUCCACCCUUUUUUAUUGUUUCUUUUUCUUAUAUUGUCCUUCUUGUUUUUUAUUGUCCACCCUUUAUUGUCCUUCUUUGUUUCUUUUAUUGUCCACCAUGUUUCUUAUAUUGUUUCUUUUUUUAUUGUCCUCUUCUUUAUUUUUUUUUUAUUGUCCCUCCUGUUUUUUAUAUUGCCCUUCUUGUUUUUUUUAUUGUCCUCCUGUUUUUUUAUUGCCCUUCUUGUUUUUUUUUAUUGUUACCUUUUGUCCUCCUGUUCUUCUUGUUUCUUUUAUUGUCCUCCCUGUUUUUUAUAUUGUCCUUCUUUUUUUUAUUGUCUUUUUCUUUUAUUGUCCUUCUUGUUUCUGUUUCUUAUAUUGUCCUUCUUGUUUCUUUUUAUUGUCCUCCUGUUUUAUAUUGUCCACUUGUUUCUUUUAUUGUUUGUCCUCCCUGUUUUUUAUAUUGUCCUUCUUGUUUUUUUAUUUUCCUCCCUUUUUUUAUAUUGUCCUCUUCUUUUUAUUGUCCUCCUGUUUCUUAUAUUGUUCUUCUUGUUUUUUUAUUGUCCCUCCCUGUUUUAUAUUGUCCUUGUUUCCCCUGUUUCUUAUAUUGUCCUUUUGUUUCUUUUUAUUGUCCUCCUGUUUUUAUAUUGUUUCUUUUUAUUGUCCUCCCUGUUUCUUAUAUUGUUUCUUUUGUUUUUUUUUUUUAUUGUCCUCCUUUUUUAUAUUGUUUCUUGUUUCUUUUAUUGUCCACCCUCCUGUUUUUAUAUUGUCCUUCUUGUUUCUUUUAUUUUUCUUGUUUCUUUUUUAUUGUCCUCCCUGUUUCUUUUAUUGCCCCCCCUGUUUCUUAUAUUGUCCUUCUUGUUUCUUUUUUUAUUGUCCACCUGUUUCUUUAUAUUGUCCUUCUUGUUUCUUUUAUUGUCUUCUUGUUUUUAUAUUGUCCUUAUAUUUUUCUUGUUUUUUAUUGUCCUGUUUUCUUAUAUUGUCCUUUCUUGUUUCUUUUAUUGUCCUCCUGUUUCUUAUUGCCCUUUCUUGUUUCUUUUUAUUGUCCUCCUUGUUUCUUUUUUUUAUUGUCCUCCUGUUUUUAUAUUGUCCUUCUUGUUUCUUUUUUAUUGUCCUUCCCUCCCCAUUUCUUAUAUUGUUUUUCUUGUUUCUUUUAUUUUCCUCCCUGUUUCUUUUAUUGUCCUUCUUGUUUCUUUUGUUGUCCACCCUGUUUCUUAUAUUGUUCUUCUUGUUUCUUUUAUUGUCCUCACUGUUUCUUAUAUUGUCCUUCUUAUAUUGUGUUUUAUUUGUUCCUUUUAUUGUCCACCUGUUUUUUAUAUUGUCCUUUUCUUGUCCUUUUUGUAUUGUCCUUGUUUUUAUAUUAUCACCCCUUGUUUUAUUGUCCUUCUUGUUUCUUUUUAUUGUCCUCCUGUUUCUUUUAUUGUUCUCCAUUUUUCUUUUUAUUGUCCUCCCUUCUUGUUUCUUUUAUUGUCCCUCCUCCCUUUUCUUAUAUUGUCCUUCUUUUUUUUUUAUUGUCCUUGUUUUCCUUCCUUCUUGUCCUUGUUUCUUAUUUUUUUUUGUCCCUUUUUAUUGUCCUCCCUGUUUCUUAUAUUGUCCUUCUUGUUUCUUUUAUUGUCCUCCCUGUUUCUUAUAUUGUCCUUCUUGUUUCUUUUAUUGUCCACCCUGUUUCUUUUAUUGUCCUUCUUGUUUCUUUUAUUGUCCUCCCUGUUUCUUUUAUUGUUCUUGUUUCUUUUAUUGUCCUCUUAUAUUGUUUCUUUUUUUAUUGUCCUCCUUUUCUUAUAUUGCCUUCUUGUUUCUUUUUUUAUUGUCCUCCCUGUUUCUUAUAUUGUUUCUUGUUUCUUUUUUAUUGUCCAAUUCUUGUUUCUUUUAUUGUCCUUCUUGUUUCUUUUUUUCCUCUUGUUUUUAUAUUGUCCUCCCUGUUUUAUUGUUCUUCUUUUUUUAUUGUCCUUUCUGUUUCUUUAUAUUGUCCUUUUUCUUUAUUGUUUUUUUAUUUGUCCCCUUGUUUCUUUUUUAUUGUCCUUCUUGUUUCUUUUAUUGUCCUCCCUGUUUCUUAUAUUGUCCUUCUUGUUUCUUUUAUUGUCCUCCCUGUUUCUUAUAUUGUCCUUCUUGUUUCUUUUAUUGCCCUUCUUGUUUCUUUUAUUGUCCUCCCUGUUUCUUAUAUUGUCCUUCUUGUUUCUUUUAUUGUCCUUCUUGUUUCUUUAUUGUCCUUGUUUCUUUUUUUGUUUCUUUUAUUGUCCUUAUUGUCCUCCUUGUUUUUUAUUGUCCACCUUGUCUUGUUUUUUUAUUGUCCUUCUUAUAUUGUUUAUUUUGUUUUUUUUAUUGUCCACCAUGUUUCUUAUAUUGUCCUUCUUGUUUCUUUUAUUGUCCUCCCUGUUUCUUAUAUUGCCCUUCUUGUUUCUUUUAUUGUCCUCCCUGUUUCCUCCCUCCCUGUUUUUAUAUUGUCCUUUUUGUUUAUUUUCCUUUUUUCUUGUCCUGUUUCCCUUCUUGUUUGUUCUUUUAUUGUCCUCCUGUUUUUAUAUUGUUCUUCUUGUUUCUUUUUUGUCCUCCCUGUUUCUUAUUUGCCCCCCUUGUUUCUUUUUUAUUGUCCUUCCUUUUCUUUUAUAUUGUCCUUUUUGUCUUGUUUCUUUUAUUGUCCUCCCUGUUUCUUAUAUUGUCCUUCUUUUUUCUUUUUUUUAUUGUCCACCUGUUUCUUUUGUUUCUUCUUGUUUUUUUAUUGUCCUCCUGUUUUUAUAUUGUCCUUGUCCUGUUUUUAUUUUGUCCACCCCUGUUUCUUAUAUUGUCUUUGUUUUUUUAUUGUCCUCCUUGUUUCUUUUAUUUCGUUCUUCUUUUUUUUUAUUGUCCUCCCUGUUUUUUAUAUUGUCCUUCUUGUUUUUUUAUUGUGUUUUUAUAUUGUUCUUCUUUUCUUUUUAUUGUCCUUUUUUUUUUAUUGUCCUUCUUGUUUCUUUUUUAUUGCCCUCUUCUUUUUCUUUAUUGUCCUGUUUCUUUUAUUGUCCUUUUUAAAAAAAUCUUGUUUUUUUUAUUGUCCUCCCUGUUUCUUAUAUUGUUCUUUUUCUUUAUUGCCCUUCUUGUUUUCUUUUUAUUGUCCUCCUGUUUUUAUUUGUCCUUCUUGUUUCUUUUAUUGUCCUUUGUUUUUUUAUAUUGUUUUUUUUCCUCAUUGUCCCCUGUUUCUUAUAUUGUCCUCUUGUUUCUUUUAUUGUUUCUUUUAUUGUCCUUUCUUGUUUUUUUAUUGUCCUUGUUUCUUAUAUUGUUCUUGUUUUGUUUCUUUUUUUAUUGUUCUUUUCUUUGUUUCUUUUUUUAUUGUCCUCCUUGUUUCUUUUAUUGUCCUCCUGUUUCUUAUAUUGUUCUUCUGUUUUUUUUUUUGUCCUUCUUGUUUCUUUUUAUUGUCCUCCCUGUUUUCUUAUAUUGUCCUUCUUGUUUUUUUAUUGUUUUCCUCCCUGUUUCUUUUAUUGUCCCUGUUUUUAUUUUUUUUUUUUUUAUUGUCCUCCUGUUUUAUAUUGUUUUCUUGUUUCUUUUAUUUAUCCUCCCUGUUUUUAUUUGUUUUCUUUUAUUGUCCUGUUCUUGUUUCUUUUAUUGUCCUUCUUGUUUCUUUUUUAUUGUUCCUUUUGUUUCUUUUUUUAUUGUUUCUUUUAUUCUCCUUCCUGUUUCUUAUAUUGUCCUCCCUGUUUCUCAUGUUGUCCUUCCUGUUUCUGUUAUUGUUCUACCAGUUUCUUUCUCUUUCAGUAACUUCAUGCGACCUAAUCGCUUGGGCUGAAAAAAAUUCUUUUUAA